AUGGGUGCUGGGAACGCUGACCGAAAAGGUGAUGGUAUUGACGAAUUCCUUGUCUCUAUGUUUGGGCCGCUGGAUCGCACGGAUGAUGGGACGCUCACGGGUGGUAUACUUUGCUACAAACCCAUCGAUCUGGAAAAUGGCGUCUUCGCCAAAUGGCAUAUCACAAAGGAAUCAUCUGGAAGACAUGCUGUAGGGAACUUUUGCGGGAAUGGUAAAAACGAUAUAGCCUCCAUCAGCUACAACGUGAAAGAUUACUAUCAGGAAAAGGACCCGGAGGUCACCCUAUACAAAAAUGAGGCUGAUCGGCAGCCGGCUAAGGCGCGGAUCAUUGGGACGGUAUGGGGAGGUGAAGGGAUGGUUUACAUUCCGGACCCUAUUAACAUCUGCGGCGAACCUGCCUCAAAGGAACUAAUCAAAGUCGCAAAUUUCCAGAUCAGCGUCGAGGUGUAUCCUCCCAAUAGCAAAGUGUCUGUAGGAGACAAGCAAGGCAUUAAAGUCCUCUACGGAAGCUUGGCGGACACGGACGAUGAACUGAAGGCCCUGGGAGGCGAACCGUUCCCGAAGAAGGAGUCCUUGAUCAAAUCCGGAGAUUGCCUUUCCGUGAAUCAGAACACUGGCGCUAUAAUUCUCCGCUUGGUGCCCCUCAGCAGUGGGGAUGAAAAAUGGACAAAGGCAGAAGACGUUCCGGUUCAGAACACAUUCGUACUGAGCGACGUCGGAUUAGAGGCGCCGAAGCUGGAGUUUAUCAAGGUCGAGAAACUCUGGUGGGGAGGCGACUUCAAGGGAGACGAAUUCUACAACCUGACAGGAUUCCAUUUCCGCUUCCUGGAAAGUAAACAAAAUAUUGCACAUAUGCAAUUCUGGACUGCCGGACCCAAUGUGGAUUGUCGUCUGCAUGACCACAGCGACAAAGCCUUCAAAGAGCUCCACACGUGCUUGUACCAAGGAUCUGUGGAAAACGGUAACCCAGAACAUUUUGGCGGCAUGUGGGCUCCCAAGCAGGGAGACUGUUAUAAGUCCCUUGAUGAGGUAAAGAAGCUCCAACAGGAAGGCAAAUUAGAACAUUGCCCACUGGCGCGACUCGAGGAGCAUGGCCGUAUCUGGCACACCGAUCACUAUGGCCAAACAAUCUACCGAAAAAAUAAGACGGUGUCGUAUCCAGGUCACGCUUGGAUAGCUGGUCUCGGGCCCAAUAUCGAUGUGUGGAUGGCCCUAGAGUUCGAUGCAAGGCUAGAGCUGUGA
Messenger RNA from Penicillium maclennaniae, 1242 nucleotides. RefSeq lists its product as uncharacterized. The record is from RefSeq and is a predicted model, not a curated record. The transcript has 4 exons. Lineage: Eukaryota; Fungi; Ascomycota; Eurotiomycetes; Eurotiales; Aspergillaceae. The coding region runs from base 1 to 1242 and encodes 413 amino acids.